AUGUUAGAUUAAAUUAUGAAAAAAAAAUCACGUAAAUUAAUAACUAUAUUUCUGAGCAUUUAAUCAACUUCCGGGUGUUGUAAGGCUCUUAAAAACUCAUGCUUUGUUAAAGAGAGGCUGCUGUGUUAAAACUAAGACACAAAAAUGGACCCAGAUGUUAUUCAAGACUCCCUAAGGAAAGAUAAUUAUGAAGAUUUAGACUUGGGACCUCGUUUUAAACGGAUGCAGAUAACUGACAAUAUCAGAGAACUUCAAACGGUAUUAAGAGACAGAUCUACAUCAAGGAGUGAUUUUGUCUUCUAUGCAGACAGACUGAUUCGCUUGGUUGUGGAAGAUGGCUUAAAUCAGUUGCCAUACAGGGAAAAAGAAGUCACCACCCCAACAGGCUGCAAGUACAAAGGUCUGAUGUAUGAGAAAGGGAAUUGCUGUGUUAGCAUCAUGAGAAGUGGUGAGGCUAUGGAACAGGCCCUGCGUGACUGCUGCCGCUCAAUACGUAUCGGGAAGAUCCUCAUUUACAGUGAUGAGGACACACACGAUGCCAAGGUCGUCUACUCCAAGCUGCCGCCUGACAUUGCCAACAGGAAGGUGCUCCUGCUCUACCCCAUUGGAAGCACAGGUAACACAGUGAUCAAAGCUAUGCAUGUCCUCAAAGAGAACAAAGUACCUGAGAAGAAUGUAGUACUACUCAACCUGUUUAUCACCCCUCAAGCUGCCAAGACGUUAAUAGAGACAUUCCCAGAGCUGACAAUCCUAACAUCAGAAGUCCAUCCAAUUGCACCACACCAUUUUGGUCAGAAGUACUUUGGAACUUCCUAGACCUGCAGCAGCAAUGUGGGUCUCCUAUCCAGAAAUAUCUUACCUGUAGCCUUAAAAUUGCCAUUUUUUAAGGGCAAUGAAUUCCAUGUUUUAAUUAAAUUACAUAUUCAUUCUAUUCCAGAAACAUGUUAAACAUAGUACCGGUAUUGAAAUAAUAAUUUAAGUUUUUCAUUGGUCUGAGACAUACAACUGUAGUCUUCCAUGUUUAAAUGAAAUUAUGGCUUGCAUUUGUUAAAUGUUAAUGUAUGAUUUAAUUUUUGUAAAAUUUUGUCUGGAGCAAAAACUAAACAAAAGACGAAGUGGGAUGUGGAGUUAACAAGACCCAUUAUUCUUGCUUCCAUAUUUUUGGAAUUAUUCCCAUUUAUUUUGAAUUAAAAUCCUAUGUGGAACAUAUUUUGAAAACUGUAAUGGGUAUGAUCUUGAAUCUAAAUAGGUAGGAAGAUCUCCUGGAUUGAUAUGCACAAGAACCUUAACUCUUGCUUCAAUAUUUUUAGAGUUAUGACCUUUUCUUAUUUUUUUACAUUUAAAUUGUGAAUGGGGCAUAUCUUGCUAACGAUACAAUAUAUCAAGUUAAGAGUUCAUAGCUAGAUACUGAUAGAUCUCAAUAUGGGAACUGCAUGAGUGCCUUAUCUCAUGCUUUCAUAAAUUCCCUGUACUUGCCUCAAUAUAUGAAAUAUUGUCUAGGGCAUAUUUUUAUAAUAUAAGGAAGUAUUGAGUCAAAAUUUCAUAGGUUUGAAGCUUUCAUUGUUGGGAAACCUUAAUUGCAUAUGCCAUCUGACAAGACAACUUACAUGGAAUAAUGUUUCGAUACGUAUCAUCUUCACUUAAUGCUUAGAUUCAUUGUGGUGAACACACAACUUAUGAAAUGACAACUCUGUUUACAUAUUUGAGACUUCUUUUAGAUGGCCUUUUACAUACUUACUUCUUAUGACAUUCAAUUGUCCUCUAAAACCACAGACACAUAAGUAAUGAGCAAAUGAAUUAAAUGAAUGGCCACCUUAACCCUUUCAGUGCGGGAACCGAAUUUUGAAGGCCUUUGCAAACAGUUUGGAUCCAGAUGAGACGCCACAGAACGUGGCGUCUCAUCAGGAUCCAAACUGUUUGCUUUUCUGAUAGUAUUGUUUGAAAAAAAUCGAAGAAAAUGCUAAUUUUAGAAAUUCAGCAGACGACAUUUUAGCAGAAGACAAAUUUCCCAGCAAGCAAAGGGUUAAAUACUGUUGCUCAUCAUACAGCAAUAACAUUUAGCCUGCUGGUUCUUACAAUGUCAGUAUUCUGUAAUUUUCACAUUUUCUUAAUUAUUGAUACAGAGGGUUUUUCAGGCAUGAAAGUGCCAGUUCUGGUUUAAGUAAAACUUAAGAUGCUUCUGGAAUAUCGUCAAUGUAUCCAGGGGACAAAAAUAUUUAUAAAUUGCACUCGUCCUGCAGGACAAGUGCAUUAAAAUUUUCACUCGUCCUGCAAACACAUGCACUUGUCCUUCAAAUAUGUGUGAAAGAAAGAUUGCAAAGGACUGAUAUGACUAACAAUGUUUCCUAUAUCACUGCCAAAAUGCUGCUUACUUAGUUAUUCAUGCCAGCUGAUCAUAGAAGAAAUGUUAACUUACUUUAUUUAUGAGGAACACAAAAUAAAUAAAUGAAGACAAAUUUGUUUUUUCCUUUUUCUAAUGCUUGCGUGCUUUCCAUUUCGGAUGGUUGAACAUCGCUCCUGCCCCCUUUAAAGAACGCUCGUAUGUCAGACAUUUUUCAGAUGAAAUUCAGACUGGUUUAAAACGGUACUUCGCAGUAAAAUAAUUCUUUAAAAAAAAUCAAUAGUUACAGUGAAUGAAGUCAGAUGGUUCCCUGUCAACAUGGACGCGCAAAGUUUACACCAAAAAGCCAAUAUUUACUCCGGGACACAGUCUCGCAUAACAACGCGCACCUGCUGUAUGAAAUUUACAAUUGCGAUUUCCGGUUCAUUCGCGUUCUACUUUCGGAAUAGAUAUGCUUUAAGAAAUGAUUUUAUUUAAUGAAAAAGAGUCUUACUGAUCAGAAAAAACAUAUUUUAACAUCAGUUUUUUUUCACUCGUCCUGUAGGACGAGAGCUUUAGGGAAAUUCACUCGUCCUUUCAAGAUUUCACUCGUCAAUACGAGCGGACGAGUGGAAUUUUUGUCCCCUGGUAUCUUGUAUAUAGUUCCGGUAGGACCAUUCCAAUUAAUUGGAUUUAAAUGAUGCUUGCAGUUGUAAAGCUGAUGUCAUGAGUGAAUUGCAGGGGAAAGAUUGUGGAAGUUAUGUCUGCUUGAAUGUUGGUGUGUUUUAAUAUGUCUGUACAAGGUAAUUUGUCUCAUAAUAUUGAACUGUUGCAUAUAAAAAAAGAGUUAAUAUUUGUUGAAGAAACCUUUUCCAGAAAUACAUUACCUGUUUAAGUAUUCCCUUGGAAAUAAUCUCAAAAACAUCAGUUGUGCUUAAAUUUCUGUAAUAUAAUCAAACUAAUGAUCAUAUGAGGUGGUUGUGAAAUUAUUAUGACCAUACUUGUUUUCUUUUUGUGAUUUAACUUUCAAUUUGUGAUGGAAACAAAGUGUCUGUGUUUACUCUAAUGUGUUGUCAAAGAGCUUUGUAUUUUAUGGGGCACUUAAAUAUGUUUUUUGUUCUUUAAAAUGUGAAAUAACUGUGUAUUAUGAUGGUUUUAUGUCUCUAGUUCUUGCUGCUUGUGGGAUGUAAUAUGAUUACAAUAGGAUUUUCUCCUUUUUCUGCAUUGCUUUUUAUUGUUAUUAAAAAACUUUAACUUUAUGAAGUAUUAAGUAAUUACAUAUUAAUAUUGUACAUAUUUUAAUGUAUUGUGAACUACCAUAUAAGUCAGUUUUAUAUUACUAUAUUGUAUUUCAUUUACAUGUACGAUGCACUCUAGGCUUACAUUCCAAUACAUAUUAAGUAUUUUAUGACAUUUUUUACAAUUCGCUCAGGGCUAUAAAUUGGAAUCAUAUUAAGUAUUUUAUCACCUUUUUUAUAUAAUUCUCUCAAGAGGCUGUAAUUCUGAAACAUAUUAAUCAUCGUUUAAAAUUAUAAAGACACUUAAUAUGAGUCUACUGUUUUUUUAACAUUAAAUUUUGAUGAUGUGUAUUUCCACAAUGUCAUAGAACAUUAAAUAUGUCAUUGGGCCGUAAAAUUUGCAGAACAUUGGUUAAUGAUUGUUGUGAAAGAAUAUUUGGAAAUGUGACGCGUAGCACAUUCAAUUUAUUGUAAAAACACAUUCUAUGACGUAAAUGAUGGACACAAAUUACAUUGUAUCUAUUGAUACAUUUUUUGCUGUAAUGUUUUUGGGGCAUUCAAGGUGCUUAAAUGAACUGCUGUUUUUAGAGUUCUGGUUUUUCAUACUGUGCAUGUGUAAGUAAAGAUUUAUUUUAGGGUAACAAGGUGUUUAAUGUUUAAAAAAAGAAUGUUGGUUGAUCUGAUAUAAACUGUGCAGGUAUCAUUUUAAAUAGUGUUGGUUUAAAAUAUUUUAUGUUUAAAAUAAUUUAUGUAUUUUUUUGCUAUACACAAAGAAUGUGUUCAAAGAUUGUUUGUGUGCUUUUAAUGUCCAGAUUUUAUGGUCAUUUAUUCUUCAAAAUUGAUCUUUUUACAUGAGGGUUCACUUACAAUUUGUCUUAGGAUUUUAUUCAUACUAUCUACGAAAAUAGAUUUUUGUAUGAAAAGCAAUAAAAAUAUAUAAUGUUG
Messenger RNA from Dreissena polymorpha, 4503 nucleotides. RefSeq names its product uracil phosphoribosyltransferase homolog. Bases 145 to 816 code for a protein of 223 amino acids. Lineage: Eukaryota; Metazoa; Mollusca; Bivalvia; Myida; Dreissenidae. The transcript has 7 exons. The record is from RefSeq and is a predicted model, not a curated record.